Messenger RNA from Bactrocera oleae (olive fruit fly), 652 nucleotides. RefSeq lists its product as uncharacterized. NCBI's taxonomy places the organism in Eukaryota, Metazoa, Arthropoda, Insecta, Diptera, Tephritidae. The record is from RefSeq and is a predicted model, not a curated record.
CUUCAAUUACACGAAUUGCCUGUCAACUGCACACGAAGAGAGCUUGCCUGCAAAAAUUAACUAUUACAUACCACACAGUCGCGUUUGCUAAAUUGAAUCAGACGGACAGAGGAUGCAAAAGCUCAUAUUUUUAAUACACAGUGUUGCAUUUUGCUGCUUGCACACUUUACCGUUGCCAGAACCACAGGACUUCCAAACCGGCGCCCUCAUGUUGGCGGGUCAAAUGAAAGAGGUUUUAGAUAACGGCGCCGCCGCACACGAUCAAAAGCAAUUCGAAUUUAUGGGCAUCAAGGUAAGCAAUGAUAUGGUAUUCGGCUUUGGCGAUGCGUUGAAAAUGCCGGGACGUAGGCGCAGACUUGAAGUCGACCCACAGCCAACGGAAGCAGAUAAUUCUAUAAGCAAUGAUGCGGAUUAUUCAUUCCAUACUGAGUACAUUGAUUGUGUGCCAUAUAUCGAAAAUGAGGAACGUAAAAAACGUGGCGCUUAUCGACACAGUUCUUCGCAGAGUAGUUCAUCGUACUCAUCGUCGGACUCAUCGUUCUCUUCUCUCGCUUCGUCGAGUGAAUCGGAAGAACGUUAAGGCACGAUAACGCGAUGAAAAAAAACUUAAGCUCGAAUUUUUCAAUAAAAUAUGUUUUUUUUUAUCAGAAAA